AUGGUAACACGUAACGGCGAGCGAUGGCUUAGUGACGAUCGCGGCGAGAGGGGAGAGCGCGGCGGCGAGGGGGGCGGGGGCAGCGCGGCCCGCGGGGCGUUCUGCGCGCGCAGAGAAAGGACGCGAGUGGUGAUCCGGUCUAAUGAGACCUCGGAGAAGAGGAGCGCGCUACACUGUGAGGCAGCUCAUGUAAAUAUUAGGAGAGGCAGUCAGAGAUCAAGCAGACCUGGUCGUGGAAUUGUCGAAAUCGACCUCAUGCGCGACAAAAGGAAAAAUCGCAAAGAUAGCGAACAAGGAGUAGGAUAUCGCGGAGCGUCACUUACCUGGGGGCUGGGAGCGGGCAGCAGUCGGCGUCUCUGGCUUCGGUCGGCGGUGGUAUGCACUAUGCCAGUGGCGGAUGCUGUGCUAUAUGUAUUUAUGAGUAUUGCGGUGGCUAGUACGCUGGCGCGCGGGACCACGUCGACGCAGAGCGAUGCCGCAUUGUGUUCUAUACGACUAUACGUAUGCGCGGAAGAACUUCUCGCUCCAACGCCCCUCCCACCCCUCCCGCCCCGCCUCGCGUCGCAUUUGGCAAAAGCAAAACGCCAAAACGCUCCAUCCUCAAACGGAAACGCUACAAUCACUGUUUCAUUCCAA
Molecule: messenger RNA, 636 nt
Organism: Brenthis ino (lesser marbled fritillary)
Lineage: Eukaryota; Metazoa; Arthropoda; Insecta; Lepidoptera; Nymphalidae
Source: the annotation of a GenBank genome assembly